GAUGCCUUAGUUGGGUUAUCUCCACACAGUGCGAUGUCCACGCGUCUCGAUAGCGUUGCGCUGCGACCGAGUCAUUUGGUAUACAAACUUUCAGAAACCCUGGACCUCUUUACCUCAGCUGAUUCAUUUAGGAUGUUGUAAUCGGUAUCUCAAUAAGGAUGAUGUCACGUGACCGAUGACGCAUAAUUAUUCAACCGAGGGUAGGAGAUUGCAUAAUCCUUUGUCAGUUGGAAUAGACAGUUCACCUGAGGUUAACUUGGGGAAAACCGCCCUUUUUUGGAUACGGGAUCGAAAAUAAGGAUACUCCGGAUCUCAAGAAUCCUGGAAACUGUGACAAAAGCUCCAGUAACUGAUGCCAUCCUCUCGGAAAUACAACAAGAAUGCCCCGAGCUCCAGUGGUUCCAGUGAUUCAGGAACCCCUGCCAGUAUGCCAGACGGGGAUGCCAGACCAACUGUGUCGGCAACAACCUUGACCAUUCCCAAGGUCACCUCCAGAAGGUCCCAUUCUCCAGUUUCAUCAGUAGAGGCCAACAUUGCCCAGCAGCUCCUGGCCUUGAGGGAGAGUCCAGUAAGCAGUCAGAAGGGGGAGGUGUUGCCGUCUCGGAAACAACGUGAGUUCAUACCAGACGCCAGCAAAGAUGCCCACUACUGGGAGAGACGACGGAAGAAUAACGAAGCUGCUAAACGGUCCAGAGAGAAGCGAAGGAUGAAUGACAUGGUGCUCGAGGGUCAGAUCAGUGAGCUGACGGAGGAGAACCAAAUGCUGCGUGACGAGCUGAUUAGUCUGAAGAAACGCUUUGGCCUCCCUCUUGGCAAUCUGGCCAAACCACGUGCUCGGCCUUCUUCCAGUCCAACACCAGAUAAUAAUGGCGUCCAGAAUCCUAUCACUCCACCUCCUGCAACAGCUGAACCUCAGCCACAGAAAACCUCAAGCACACCACGCAUCCACUCCAAUUCCAAGACCAAAAAAUGUGAAGUCACCAAACCAUCUCCACAAGUUGGCAUCCAGGUUCCCCGCGUUGCACCACAACAGAUGAUCCAAAUACCCGGACAACAAACCCUCGCCCUAGUCUCCUCCAUCCCUUAUCAGAUGAACGGCCAGUGCUCGGAACCAACGUCUGACAUCAGUGUUCAAACAAGCCAGCCCAGUGAAGGAAUAGAUAUCCAAGCAUCUGCAGCCUAUGCCGUCCAGACCGAUAGCAAAGCCGGCAUGAUGAUCCCAGGCAUCUGCACAUGGCAGAUGAUGCCAGCACACCUCAUCACCGAGCCAGCUGAGGAAGACCAGCCAGAGGUCCAAGAGCAACUGCAAGAAGGGCCUGAAGGCGCGCCACUGAAUCUCGUCAUCAAGAAUGUCUUCUCAAAGGCUGAUGAAGACAGCGGCACUGAUGGCUCUAACAGCAUGCACAUAAAAUCUGAGCAACAUGGUUCAGAGGAAGAGGACUGUGUGGUGUUAGCUGGCUGUCGUGACACCUUGACAUUAGAAAAACGGUAUAAGAGUCAACGUUUCGCCGAGAGUGAACACUCGGAUUCUUACAGGGACUCAGACAAUGAAUCUUUCUCGAGUUAUUCUAGCAUGCCGAAGAGGUUGAGAAUUGAUGAAUCAGAUACUACAGAAACAAGCCUGCUGAAUGAUGAUCUGAGUACGCCAUCGUCCAUUGGGAAAUAUCGCUGUCAGAUUGACCCGAAGUAUUCCGAGAGGCGGCAGCGCAACAACGAGGCUGCCAGGAAGUGCCGGGAGAACCGUAAGAUGGCGCUGCGAGUUCGGACAGCGAGGACGAAUCUCCUAGCAGUUGAAAAUGACAAGUUGAAGAAUGAACUGUUGAACCUGUCUGAUGAAGUCAAGAACUUAAAACAGCUGAUUGAGACCAAAAAGGGUAUCAAGAUCUCUGAUGUUCAUCCUAUGCUUGAUACUAUAAAGGUCGAAAAGAUCGAACCCGUCAGUCCUCCCCCGUCUUCUCCAGCUACGGAAUAAAUAAGCGGCAACGUUCACUUGAAUGAGUUGUUGAUGAGGCAGUAAGUAUUGAGUCUUAAAAGCCUUAGUUUUUUCGAUGGGCCAAUGCAGGUUAUUCCAAGACAGUACUUUUCAUACUGUUCUCUUUACUCUUACGAUUUGCGAAAUAUCCCAAUUUUUUGGCUGAUUUGCAACUAUUCUAUUGGUUUUUCCAAUCAAAAAUUAUUUUCACAUGUUUCAUUUUUAUGAAUCCUAGCCUGAUCAUUUGCCCAACCUGAAAAAUUAAAAGGCCCACAUAAAUGUUACUGUUGACAGUGAACACAAGACUGGAAGGAUGUUGAUUCUGAUGACCAUUUUUUUGCUAAAUUGGAAUGUUGAAGUAGCAUCGCAACUAGUGCUAAUUAUUAUUGUGCCAUAUCUUUUAUACUGCUACAGCAUAUUUACUAACCUACAUUUUGAUGCGCUAUUGUUAUUAUAGUCAUUUUAUAACAUGAUUUGUGUGAAAAUACCUACAGCCAUGUUGUUAUCACAUUUUUCCACAGGGAACUGGAGUUCGACAUCAGACAUGAAAGUCAUUUUUUAAAUCAAUUAAUCAUCAAAAUUAGUUAAAUAUCACGGACAUUGAAAGACAUGAAUAACUUCAAGUAGAUUGUUUAAAUAAGUUGGUCUAUUGUUACUUUUAUGUCAUAGUAAAAAUAUAUAUUCUUAAGUUUCCUGUGGAAAUGUGACAACAAAAUGGCUGAAAAAUAUUUUUGGCAGACCAUCUAUUAAUAUAUGAUCAGUUGAGAACUGAAUACUUUAUAAAGUUGUGCUAUUGAUGUGGUCAUAUUCGGUUUCAGACCUGUGGUUUGGAACUCAUUCAAAACCAUCAAUACCAUUUACAUGCCCUAUUAAGUAGGGUCUACUCUGUUCCUGGAGUAGUUGCUAAGAAAGUCAGGCAUGUGACAAAGCACAGACCCAUAGAGUUUAUGAGACUUUCUCAGCUGUUAUAACCAAGUGGUGGUGUUUGUGUUACCAUGGCAACUGAUGAUGCUGACAUUUGCUGGGCUCCCUGCAAUGUUAUUGUGUGAUCUAGAGUUGCAUAAUUGAGUAGAGGAUCACUGAGCCAUUCAUUGCAUCGAUUUUCAGGUAUUUGUCCUCUGCCUAACAUGCUGUGUAAUUAUCUAAGAUUGCCUAUGUCCAGGCUGCACCUUUGACUAAAAUAAGUCCGCCUCUGCUUUGCAGUCAAGCCAGAUUUUCUGCAUUAAGGGGAAUCUAACUACUUGAGCACCUUUGGCCAUCUCUGGGUGGGACUGCACCCUAUUUCCGUAUAAUGCAUGGUUGGAGAAACCAAUGGUCUUAGAACAAGACUUUGUUCAUGAGACUUUCUUUCCAAGAGUCAUUGAUACCUUUUACACCAGCCUGGCAGAACCCUGGUGCUUGUUGAUUGUGUUGCCGUUGCAUAACUGAACUUGUGUCUGCUACCACAGGGUUAAUGCUAGUUACGUGUUACUUAAUCCUUACAACUGGUAGUGCCUGUCUUGUAGCUUCGCCUCCAUGGAUACAGCCCAGUCGACUCAUUGAUCCAAUAGUAGACUAUGACUUCAUCUGAUCAUGUACCUGGCUGCUGCAAUAAUAGUGCAUUGGGACUAUGAAAGACUGAUCUGCCAUCUUUGGUCUAAUUGUUAAACUAAACGACAUGCCGGUAGCGUAGGACACUUUUUCAAAGGAACAGUAAUUACUAUUACACCAGUCUGUGUUAUAGAAACGAACCUACCAUCAAAUUCACUCUGAAUACAUUUAUUUGGAACCAGUUCUCUCUCUGUUUGAUAUGUAGUAAGGAGUAAAAAUGGAAGAACCCUUAUUUGUUCAAAUGAGCAGGCACACGUGCCAACUUACUGGCAGUGAAUGUCAAUCUUAAAGUCUCCUCAUUUCGUGAAGGAUGGAUAUACGCACAACGACGGUAGAUCGGCAUGGCAGGCACACAGCCUUGUUACUGUUAAAAUGUUAAAAAGGUCUUUACCGGUAGUUUAUAGUUUCUGUGCCGGGCUGGUACAUUGAAGUGGUUGAUUUACUUUUUGUACAAACUUGCUGUGGUGAAAUGUGUUAAUUUCCUACCUCAUACAUGUAGAUUGUACAUUGUACCAUUUUGCUAAAAUGUGCCAUGAAGUCGUUUUUUCUCUGUCAUUAAGGUUUUAUAAUCACUUUUGAAGUUAGGGUCUGUGUCCACUGCCUUGAUGCUGCAGGUCCGCCAUCAUGUGACUGAUAUUUUGACAGACCUGAGGGACCUUGACCACCUUUGUGUAUCUUUUCUAGUAAUGUGUCUACUUUGUUUCAAAUGACAGGGUUUGAUCCUUGUCUGCUAAACCUGUUCUGCAAUUUCUAAACAUUUGAUAAGAAAUUACUAAUGCCAUUGAUGAAUUUGAGAAGAAGCAAGUCUUUUUAGUGUAUCAUGAAAGGUAGGCCUUAUGCAGCAGCAAGUGCAAAAUCUGUACAUUACUUUUCAUGCAAUCAAUGCUUAGUCUUUUGGUACCAGUAAAGCUAUGACAUCACUCGCAGGAGUUAGACUGUAUGCGAGUUGUCAUUACAUUUUCAGUUUUACUCACUACUUUUGUAUAUACAUGUAUCAUAUUCAUGUUCAACAUUGAUAGCCAGCCACCAAAAGACAUUGAAUGUAAACAGGAAUUCUUGAUUUUAGUAGAUUUAGAUGCAUUUACCUUAUUUCUAACUGCAGUGCCAUAUAUAGCUUGAUAUUACGUUUUGUUUUGUUAGUGACUUUGUGUAUGCUGGGUUUGUACAAAUAUGUACCAUGCAUGUACUGGAGAAACAGCGACUACUAAAAUUAGAGAUAUGCUUAAAAUUUUCUUUUGCAAAAUAAAGUGCUAUAAUAAAAACUUUGCCACCACUGGUUUGUUUCGCCAACAUUAAUGCCAAAGAGUUCCACCGUUUACAGAAUCCAUUAUCCUGCAGCGCAAACUUAAACAUGUACAUGUAUUUGGAAUGUUAUCAAUUUCUUUUUGCCUGCUUACGUAUAACCUUUUGUUUGUUGAUGUCAAAGACAUAUGUAUAAUCAUAUAUUUAAUCGGUUACUUGUAGCCUUGAAUUCUGCUGUUAAUGAAUUAUGAUACCGUUUUAAUACUAUUAUCACUGGCCAAAUAUAGUUGUAGGUGCUACUGGACACGUGGUUAGAACUAUGUAACAUAGUCGAGCUUUGAUGAAAGAAUUAAACGCAUAUUCUAAUGUUUUUCUAUAAAUAA
Messenger RNA from Lineus longissimus, 5187 nucleotides. Its product is annotated as transcription factor atf-2-like. Gene Ontology annotation, cellular component: nucleus. The transcript has 2 exons. Gene Ontology annotation, molecular function: DNA binding; DNA-binding transcription factor activity. Lineage: Eukaryota; Metazoa; Nemertea; Pilidiophora; Heteronemertea; Lineidae. The coding region runs from base 353 to 1972 and encodes 539 amino acids. Gene Ontology annotation, biological process: regulation of DNA-templated transcription; circadian rhythm. The record is from RefSeq and is a predicted model, not a curated record.